AUGCAUAGAAAGGAAUGUACCGUGAGCGGUGCUCUGGGCUGGGCGCUCCGUCUGUCCCAGAUGACGGGUUUAUCUCCGAUACGGCUUAUGUCGCACACUGGUGGGUUAACUGUCCGAUAUUCGCCUCAGCGGGAUAACAUCGGACGCGUAUUAUACGGCAGCCUCGGCGUGAUCGUCGAGAGGAACAGCGUCCGUAUAGCAAUUCAUGCACUUUGGUGCACUCUCCAUUCCCUAAAUAUGCUAAUACUGGUGGAGCCUUGUCAUCGAACAUAUACCGAGAUGCAAAUGACACAAACAUACGUAACUCGAAUUAUGUAUUGUAAUGCGCCUAUGGGCGGGUCAAGUCCACUGGGCAAUGAACUGGAGAUGUUCUUCCGUCUGGUCGUUUCUAACAAUCCCUCGUAUUCACCUCUUCAAGUGUAUACAUUUGAUCGGUUGUUUUUAGUAAAGAUGAUCGCGGGUAUUGUCUCUUACUUAGUUAUCGCAUUGCAAUUUGAAGUGAAAGGA
Molecule: messenger RNA, 507 nt
Organism: Iphiclides podalirius (scarce swallowtail)
Lineage: Eukaryota; Metazoa; Arthropoda; Insecta; Lepidoptera; Papilionidae
Source: the annotation of a GenBank genome assembly